ACAGUUAAUUCGAAAAAUGAGAAUAUCUUGAACAGCGAAUUGAUGGUGAUGGCACCCUCCUCAACAUCAGAAACAGUGCCUGAACCAGAUGUACCGGAAAAACACAAAGAAUUAGAAACUGAGAUAGCGCAACUGAAACUGCGACUACGUGAACGAGACCGUGUGAUAUUUGAUCUGGAGGAACAGAUUCGAGGGAAGGAUGCGAUUAUCGUAGAUAAAUGCCAGCUUAUUGAGCGUCUUGAGCAGCCUCUCUACGAUCGAUUUUCACCAGAGGGCUCAAUCGAAGAAACAUCGCAAAGUACGAUUCAAUAUAUGCCACUGAUUAAUAAUAUUGAGCUGAGUGUGGAAGCAAAACUACUGGAAGAAUUGCAGGAAGAAAAAAACUCACGAGCGAAGCUUGUCGAGCAGAAUGAAUUUUUACUGCAGCAGUGGGAUGAAGCAUUAGCUUAUGUGCAAGGGAAGUUGAAGGCCGAACUACAACGCGCAAAUUCGUUAAUUGACGAGAAUGCGAAGUUGCGAAAACGGAUCGCUGAAACAGUUGUGAUUUCGAAAAGUGGCAUACAAUUCAUUGCACUGCUAUUUGUUUUAUUUAGCCUUUACUUAUACACCUGGAAUUGA
Gongylonema pulchrum is the source of this 618-nucleotide messenger RNA. Lineage: Eukaryota; Metazoa; Nematoda; Chromadorea; Rhabditida; Gongylonematidae. The record is from the annotation of a GenBank genome assembly.